This is a messenger RNA of Gongylonema pulchrum, 1629 nucleotides long. The record is from the annotation of a GenBank genome assembly. NCBI's taxonomy places the organism in Eukaryota, Metazoa, Nematoda, Chromadorea, Rhabditida, Gongylonematidae.
AUGAGUUUGCUAAGGCAGUUACGCCUGUUGCUCCACAAGGAGUUCAUCGGUGCGUGGCGAAACAAGUUGUGGACAUUGCUCGAGGUUGCUGUGCCAGUGCUCAUUUCGCUGCCUCUCGCUAUCAUCGUUGUCCAGAAGUCUUCAUCCGUAAAGCAUGACGAGCAGCUCUAUAAGCCUUUUCAAGUGACAGGAGAUUGGCGAGAUGUGGAUAGACUUCUGGAUAAUAUGAAGUCAAUUUACAGUUCUUGUGGUCGACGUAACAAAAGAAGCCUUGGACUCAUUUUCGCAAAUGAGACGGCAAUGAUGGAAGCGCUUUCGAAAGAUUUCAGAGAAUCCUUCUUAUGUACAGACUACAUUGCCGGUGUGAUAUUUGAUGAAUACAACAAAAGCACGGCACGUUUACGGUAUACGUUACGAAUUCGACAAACUGACGAUCUACAAUCACAGUGGUACAUUGGCGAUGAUGUUUGGGGGCCCGGCGGAGCGUAUGAAGUUAUGGAAGAUCACUUUCAAGUAAACAUCAACCCGAACUACUGGUCCUCGGGUUUCCUGUCGCUACAGUAUGCGGUGGAAUCUGUUUUCCUUAAAAGCAUUGACAGUGCGAAGUACAGUGGAGAUGAUUUGGAGUUCAGUUUGGAGCGAUUGCCCGAGCCAACUUAUUUUGAGAAAGCAAUGGUAUUGCCAGCUUUGUUUGUUAUAACAAUACUAGUUUAUGCUGCGGGCAUUGUAACUUUCGCAUUGUUUGCUUCCACGAUUUUCCGUAGUGCUGGAAUGGCUGUCAAAGGAGCUGGUUUCUUAUGGCUUGCUAGCAUCGCAUUAACGAAUGUCCCAAUCUCGAGCGGAUCGCUGCUUCCCAACAUUAUUUUUUCGCUAAACAUCAACUAUGCGUUUACUUCGGCGCUAAAAUCCGUGCAGGAUUACAUGAGACGAGUGCGUUAUGUUGAUUUUUUUGCAGACGAAUAUCUUGGCUGGCACAAUAUAUUCGAAAAUGCGGCGUACAUGUAUCCGUUUGGAUGGGCGUUUGUAAUGAUGGUUGCCGAUUGCAUACUGAUGUUCCUGCUAGCAAUUUUCUUGGAUUAUGCCUAUCUGUGUGGCGGUUUUUGGCUACUCUCUUUACGGCCGUCGAAGACAGAAAAAGUUCGUCUUCCCGAAGAAGACUACACAGACCAGUUAAAUGAAGAUAUUAAUAUCCGAGGAGCAGAUCCAGAGCAAGAUAAAGCGGAUAUUGUUGUAACAAAAUUAACCAAAAAAUAUUCAGCGGAAACGGUCGUUGACAAGUUAUCUUUUUCUGCACGUCGUGGGGAAAUAACGGUUCUUCUGGGACAUAAUGGCGCUGGCAAAAGCACAACAUUCUCAAUGAUAACCGGGCUUAUUACGCCAACGUCAGGCAUCAUCUCUAUUUGUGGAAAAGUACUGAAUUCGAGGAGCAUCAAGAAAUGCCAGCAUGAAAUUGGGUAUUGCCCACAGUACAAUGCACUAUUUGAUUCGCUGACAGUGCGCGAGCAUUUGGAAUUAUUUCGAGAACUCAGAGGUAUUAAAGACCGCUACGCCGAAGUAUCUGAGAUGAUCUCCGAUCUACACCUUGAUAAUGUUGCUGAUACGGUAGGUGCACCAUCCAUGUUAUUUUAA